Kogia breviceps (pygmy sperm whale) is the source of this 2688-nucleotide messenger RNA. It is a transcript of the gene TTLL6, whose product is annotated as tubulin tyrosine ligase like 6. Gene Ontology annotation, biological process: microtubule cytoskeleton organization; protein polyglutamylation. NCBI's taxonomy places the organism in Eukaryota, Metazoa, Chordata, Mammalia, Artiodactyla, Physeteridae. Gene Ontology annotation, molecular function: tubulin-glutamic acid ligase activity; tubulin binding. Gene Ontology annotation, cellular component: cilium. The record is from RefSeq and is a predicted model, not a curated record.
AUGGGAGCGUGUCUCCUUAAUCCAUCGAGCAGGGGACCCACAAGUGUGGUUGCGAGCGGUACGGCGUCAGAGCGGGGGCGAGACGGGAGAGUAAAAGUCGCGGGAAGCUGGGUGUUUCCCCAGAGCUUCCUCCAGGCAGGGGAGAUGCUCCAGUGCCUGCUUUUGGAAGGAGAGGAAGGGACAGACUCAGAAGAGAGAGAGGACAGUUCCAUAGAAGAUUCAAAAGAAAUCGUCACCCUGGCUUUUGUGAGAGAGAACACUGGGGCUCAAAAUGGGCUUCAGAAUGCCCAGCAGCAAGGCAAGAAGAAGAGGAAGAAAAAGAGAUGAUUGGUGAUCAAUCUAUCCAGCUGCCGAUAUGAGAGUGUGCGUAGGGCAGCCCAACAGUAUGGGCUUCGAGAGGGAGGGGAAAACGACGACUGGACUCUCUACUGGACUGACUACUCGGUGUCGUUGGAGCGGGUGAUGGAAAUAAAAAGUUACCAGAAAAUCAAUCACUUCCCAGGGAUGACUGAAAUCUGCCGCAAGGACUUGCUGGCCAGGAAUAUGAGCCGCAUGUUAAAGAUAUUCCCAAAAGAUUUCCACUUUUUCCCUAGGACCUGGUGUCUUCCUGCUGACUGGGGAGAUUUGCAGAACUACAGCAGGUCAAGAAAAAAUAAGACGUACAUCUGUAAGCCGGAUUCGGGCUGCCAGGGGAGAGGUAUAUUCAUCACCCGGACAGUGAAAGAAAUCAAACCAGGGGAGGAUAUGAUCUGUCAACUCUAUAUCUCAAAGCCUUUUAUCAUCGACGGGCUCAAGUUUGACCUGCGGAUUUACGUGCUCAUGACGUCCUGUGACCCUCUCAGGAUUUUUGUGUACAAUGAAGGACUGGCACGCUUCGCCACCACUUCCUACUCCCACCCCUGCCCAGACAACCUGGACGAUAUCUGCAUGCACCUGACUAAUUAUUCCGUUAAUAAGCACAGUUCCAAUUUCCUUCGAGAUGCCCACUCUGGCAGCAAGAGGAAGCUCUCUACCUUCAACGUGUACAUGGAGAGCCACGGCUACAACGUGGGGCAGAUCUGGAGAGAUAUCGAGGACAUCAUCAUCAAGACGCUCAUCUCGGCUCACCCCAUCAUCAAGCAUAACUACCACACCUGCUUCCCCAAUCACACACUCAACAGCGCCUGCUUUGAAAUCCUGGGCUUCGACAUUUUGCUGGAUCACAAUCUCAAGCCCUGGCUGCUGGAGGUCAACCACUCUCCGAGCUUCUCCACUGACUCCUGGUUGGAUAAAGAGGUGAAGGACAGUCUGCUGUAUGACACUUUGGUCCUGAUCAACCUGAGGAGCUGUGACAAGAAGAAAGUCUUGGAGGAGGAGAGACAACGGGUGCGGCUCCUGCAGCAGUGUCGUUCUCGGGAGACCAGGAAGGAGGAAGUCAAGGGCUUUCAGGCCGUGCUUCUAGAGAAAACUGAGAAGUAUGAAAAGGAAAACUGUGGAGGCUUCCGCCUGAUUUAUCCCAGUGUGAAUUCAGACAAGUAUGAGAAGUUUUUCCAGGACAACAACUCCCUCUUCCAGAAUACAGUUGCCUCCAGGGCUCGGGAGGUGUAUGCCCGGCAGCUGAUCCAGGAGUUGAGACUGAAACAGGAGAAAACAUCCUUCCAAACGAAAGAUAAGAGGGUAGAAAUGCAGGGGGAAUCAGCAGAGCAGCAAGCGAGAGGCAAGAGCAUGCAGAGCUGGCGACAGAAACAAAGGCAGAAGUGCAAGAUCGCCACCAGCCCGGCCUCCAAACAAUACCUCCAGCCAUCGACAUUAGUGUCCUGCACACCCGACUUGCUGUUGAGCAUCAGAGACACAAAGAAAAAUGAGACAGACAGCAGCCUCGAGCAGGAGGCCCCCAGGGAGGAGGCUGGCCCUGCUCCCCAUAAGCCUACAUCUGCGAGGCCUUACAGCUCUAUUACUGACUUGAGGAAUUCAAGCCUCCUCAGCUGCUCCAGGCCAGAGCUCAGUAAACCCGUCUCCAGAAUCAAGGAAGCCAAGUCCACCUCUGCAGUGAACACAAUUAGCAGCACUGUGCCUCUAACCUCAGUAGAAACCUUCCCAGAAUCCACCACCCGGGUCUCAGACACCACCCAGUCUCUGCUAGGGGUGACCAUGAGAACCAGCUCUGAGUGCCGUAGCUCAGAGAUGGACAGGAGAGCCUACUUUCAAUGCAAGCAGCUGAUGCCUUGGCACCUCAUCCAGGAAAAAUUAUCAAACAAUUCUCUGCCUACAAAAUCCCAGAGCUUCUCAAGGAGUCUGAACCCACGCUGGACUUUGCUAAAGAAUGGCAUGAGGAGGGAGCAUCCCGUGUCAGAGCUGUUCGCCAAGGUUCCACUGAGGGGGAAGCUGUCCUUGUUCCCAGCUCACGACAACCCAGAGCUGGUGCUGAGCGACAAAUCACAAAACCCCUCCCUGCCCCGGGAGUGCUACUUCUGCAGCCGAAGCUCUGGCGAGAUGAAGCAGCUGGAUGUGCCCUCCCUCCUCCUCUUGCAGAAUUCUCACAGCCAUGCUGUUUCCCUGAACGACCUGCUGGUGGUUGCCACUGCAGCCCGACUGGAUCCGAGGCCUGGCAGAAGCCAUACCGGUGCUGCGCGAGACCGGUGUAUACAGGAUCAGGAGGCAUACAGCCACUGCCUGACCUCUGGCCAAAGAGGACGUGAGAGGAACUAG